Molecule: messenger RNA, 1881 nt
Organism: Vanessa atalanta (red admiral)
Lineage: Eukaryota; Metazoa; Arthropoda; Insecta; Lepidoptera; Nymphalidae
Product: piggyBac transposable element-derived protein 1-like
Exons: 1
Coding region: 1-1881 (626 amino acids)
Source: RefSeq, a predicted model, not a curated record
AUGAAUAUCGGAGCGAGUACUUCUCAACAAAGAUCACGUGUUCGAAGAUAUAAUUCAACAGAAUUACUAGCGAUAUUAGAAGAAUCUUCUAGUGACGAGGGUGAGUUUGUUGCUUCUGAUAAUGAACAUGAUUAUAUUCCUUUGGUUGAAGAGAGUAGAUUUGAAAUUUCGGACGUUGAGCCAGAAGCUGAAGUCGAAAAUGAGAUUGAUUCUUACGAUUCCGAUGCGAGUUUUGAAGGGGAAUCGCUUGAAAAUAUUCUUAUUGCAAAAGAUGGAACGCGGUGGCAGUCUGAACCACUUCCCAGAACACAAACUAGUAACCGAAAUAUUCUUCGCCAACGGGGCGGAGCUGCAUCUUUCAGUAAACUUUAUAAUCAAAUGGAAAUAUUCAAAAAUAUAUUGUCCAAUGAAAUGUGUGACAUAAUCUUGAGGGAAACUAAUCGUAAAGGGACAAAGGUUACUGAAGCAUACAAUAAUAGACUGAUGGAAAAUUACCCUGAUAUUAGCAAGCGACCAAAACAAAAAAUAUUCAAACCAUUCACAGAACAAGAAUUGGAUGCAUUUUUUGGUAUUCUAAUCUUUAGUGGGGUGCAUAGAUCUAAUAAAGAGCAUUUGACUGAACUUUGGAAAUCCAGUCACUUACCAUUAUUUCGUGCUGCGAUGUCCCAUGAUAGAUUCAAAAUGCUGCUACGCUUCAUAAGGUUUGAUAAUGAUGUAACGCGCCUUGAACGUUUGUUAGCUGAUAAAGCCGCUGCUAUACGAGAUAUUUGGACUAUGUUUAUUUCAAAUUUGAAAAAACUCUACAAGCCUCGUGAAUGUAUUACCGUUGACAAACAGCUAUAUGGAUAUCGUGGGCGGACUCGCUUUACUCAAUACAUGCCAUCAAAACCAGAAAAGUAUGGCAUAAAAAUAUUCUGGGCUUGUGAUGCAAAUAAUUCCUACCCCCUAAAUGGACUAAUAUAUACAGGAAAGUCAAGUGAUGGCAUGCGUCAAACAAAUGUAGGAGAAUGCACUGUAUUAGAUCUAGUGGCUAAAUAUAAAAAUUCAGGGCUCAAUGUAACUACGGAUAAUUUUUUUACGUCGCUGCAACUGGCUCAUUCCUUGAAUUCAUGGAAUAUGACACUUGUUGGAACGGUAAGAAAAAAUAAACGGUUUCUUCCUGCAAAUAUGCAAGCACACAAGGAGAGGUCGAUUUAUUCCUCUAACUUCGCAUUUAGCAAAGCAGCAACUGUAUGCUCUUACGUACCUAAAAAAAAGAAAGCAGUAAUAAUGUUGUCAUCAAUGCACAUGUCACCAGUAAUUGAAAGUUAUAAGGAAACUGCCAAGCCUGAAAUAAUUUUAUAUUAUAAUAAAACCAAAAGUGGAGUGGAUAACAUGGAUAAGCUUUUAGCAGAAUAUACUGUAAAACGCAGAACAAAUCGGUGGCCUUUAGCACUUUUUUACAACAUCAUUGACAUUGCAGCUUUGGCGGCAUAUAUCAUUUACAUGGAACAUAACCCACAAUUGACCUCGAGUGACAGACGUAGAAAAUUUUUAAAAUCAUUGAGUUUACAACUGUGUAGUAAAAAUAUAGAAGAGAGAUCAAAAAAUUGCAUUGUGACAUCAAAAUUACAUGUGAGAUCUGCAAUGCAGGACGUGCUUGGUCGAGAACUUAGGCCGUCAAUUUCUUCUGGACCUACAACUUCUAUAAGUCAGACUAGACGAGAUUCUACCGGGCGUGUUGCAGUCGUCGGAAGUUGUUACCUAUGCAGAGAACUCAAACGCAAGCAAAGAAAAACUCGAAAAGCUUGCACCAACUGCAGAAAACCAAUUUGUGAUGAACAUGCAGUAACUCGUCCAACAUGUAACACCUGCUUCGAGAGCUGUACUAAUUCUGUAUGA